AAAGAACCUAAAGGAGGGCCCGGGAGGCGGGCUAAUGACGUAAUGUAGAUUGAUUGGCAUCGAAGCCGUCGACGUCGUGGAUUAGCCGGGAGUUUCGCCAAUCUAGAGAGAGGCAGGGGUGGGUCGGUGCAGGCGCAAAGGACCGGGUUUGGCUGGACUCGAUUUAAAGAGACAGAAGCUGUCGGGGCCCAAGAAGACGGUCCCCAAGACCCUCCCCCAACGUCCUUGGGACCACUUGGGUCCCCAAAGGUGGAGAGAUGGUUUGUGGCGGCUUUGCCUGUUCCAAGAAUGCGCUGUGUGCUCUCAACGUGGUCUACAUGCUGGUGGGCUUAUUGCUCAUUGGAGUAGCUGCCUGGGGUACAGGCUUGGGCUUGGUGUCCAGCAUCCGAAUCAUCGGAGGAGUCAUUGCCGUAGGAGUUUUCCUUCUCCUCAUCGCAGUGGUUGGACUGGUGGGUGCUGUCAACCACCACCAAGUACUGCUGUUCUUUUACAUGAUCAUCCUCGGUUUGGUCUUUAUUUUCCAGUUUGGCAUCUCUUGCUCAUGUCUGGCUAUUAACCAGAACACACAGACAGAUGUCAUCAAUGCUUCUUGGCGGGUUAUGAGCAACAAAACCCAGCAUGAACUGGAAAGAAGUUUUGAUUGUUGUGGCUUGUUCAACCUCACAACCCUGCAUCAACAAGAUUAUGCUUUCUGUGCUGCAAGCUGCAGAAAGUGGAAAACGUGCCAGUUGUGUGGAGAGAAAUUUCUGAAGCAUUCAGAUGAAGCCCUGAAAAUCCUGGGAGGUGUCGGACUCUUCUUUAGCUUUACAGAGAUCCUUGGUGUUUGGCUAGCAAUGAGAUUCCGGAACCAGAAGGAUCCUCGUGCCAACCCCAGUGCCUUUCUAUGAGACUUAAGAUCUCAGGACUUUUCUCCUACCCUGUCUUUCUCUCACCCUUAGGGAAAACCUACGGGUCUAUAGCCCUUUUCGUUUGAGAAAAAGUAAAGGCCGUUAGCUAUCGCCCCUAAAGAUGACUGAGUUAACAGGGAGCUAGGCAGUGUUGCACUUGGUUAAGCGCUCACAUUACAAUGUGCAAGGACCCAGGUUCAAGACCCUGGUCCCCACCUGCAGGAGGAAAGUUCCACAAGUGGUGAAGCAAGGCUGCAGGUAUCUAUCUUCCCCUCCCUUCUCAAUUUCUGUCUCCAUCCAAUAAUAAAUAAAACAUAAAGGUUUAAACCUUAAAAAUAUGAUUGAGUAACUAGGCUUUAUGCCUUGACAUGUUUUAGUAAUACCACAAGGAAAAAAGGAAAACUUACUCCCUCCCUUCCGCCCCCAAUGGAUAUGGCACAGUCCUGGGAUUGGAGAUGAGGUGAGGGGUCUGAGCCACUCACUCCUGGCUGUUUCCCUAUCUCUCCUUUUUGUAUCGUGGACCAUCUCAACACAUCUUGGUCUGGCUCCAAGUGUUUAUCAGAGGUGGCUCCAGGAAGAAGACUACAGAGAACUUGUAAUAAGCAGAACCCUAUUUGGACAAGUUCAGUGACUUAAAAUAAAAGCCAUUUUAACUCCA
Molecule: messenger RNA, 1545 nt
Organism: Erinaceus europaeus (western European hedgehog)
Lineage: Eukaryota; Metazoa; Chordata; Mammalia; Eulipotyphla; Erinaceidae
Gene: TSPAN31
Product: tetraspanin 31
Exons: 6
Coding region: 258-887 (209 amino acids)
Cellular component (GO): membrane
Source: RefSeq, a predicted model, not a curated record